AUGCGUGAGAUCGUCCACCUCCAAACCGGCCAGUGUGGUAACCAAAUUGGUGCCGCUUUCUGGCAAACCAUUGCUGGCGAGCACGGCCUUGAUGGCGAUGGCCAAUACAACGGCACCUCCGACCUCCAGCUGGAGCGGAUGAGCGUCUACUUCACCCACGCUAGCGGUGACAAGUACGUUCCCCGUGCCGUUCUGGUCGAUCUGGAGCCUGGUACCAUGGACGCCGUCCGUGCCGGCCCCUUCGGCAAGCUCUUCCGUCCCGAUAACUUCGUCUUCGGCCAGUCUGGUGCUGGUAACAACUGGGCCAAGGGUCAUUACACUGAGGGUGCCGAGCUCGUCGACCAGGUCAUCGAUGUCGUCCGCCGUGAGGCCGAGGCUUGCGACUGCCUGCAGGGUUUCCAGAUCACCCACUCCCUGGGUGGUGGUACCGGUGCUGGUAUGGGUACCCUCCUGAUCUCCAAGAUCCGUGAGGAGUUCCCCGACCGUAUGAUGGCCACCUUCUCCGUCGUGCCCUCUCCCAAGGUCUCCGACACCGUUGUUGAGCCUUACAACGCUACUCUGUCCGUCCACCAGCUGGUUGAGCACUCCGACGAGACCUUCUGUAUUGACAACGAGGCUUUGUACGACAUCUGCAUGCGCACUCUCAAGCUCACUCAGCCCUCGUACGGUGACCUGAACCACCUGGUCUCCGCCGUCAUGUCCGGUGUCACCACCUCCCUCCGUUUCCCCGGUCAGCUCAACUCCGAUCUGCGCAAGCUGGCUGUGAACAUGGUUCCCUUCCCUCGUCUGCACUUCUUCAUGGUCGGCUUCGCUCCCCUGACCAGCCGCGGUGCCCACCAGUACCGCCAGGUCAGCGUGCCCGAGCUGACCCAGCAGAUGUUCGACCCCAAGAACAUGAUGGCUGCCUCGGACUUCCGCAACGGCCGCUACCUUACCUGCUCCGCCCUGUUCCGCGGUAAGAUCUCCAUGAAGGAGGUUGACGACCAGAUGCGCAACAUCCAGAACAAGAACCAGAGCUACUUUGUUGAGUGGAUUCCCAACAACGUCCAGACCGCUCUGUGCUCCCUGUUCAAGCGUAUCGGUGACCAGUUCACUGCCAUGUUCCGUCGCAAGGCUUUCUUGCAUUGGUACACUGGUGAGGGUAUGGACGAGAUGGAGUUCACUGAGGCUGAGAGCAACAUGAACGACCUUGUCUCCGAGUACCAGCAGUACCAGGAAGCCUCCAUCUCCGAGGGCGAGGAGGAGUAG
Messenger RNA from Penicillium canariense, 1248 nucleotides. RefSeq names its product beta-tubulin. Gene Ontology annotation, cellular component: microtubule; cytoplasm. Lineage: Eukaryota; Fungi; Ascomycota; Eurotiomycetes; Eurotiales; Aspergillaceae. The record is from RefSeq and is a predicted model, not a curated record. The transcript is spliced from 8 exons. Bases 1 to 1248 code for a protein of 415 amino acids. Gene Ontology annotation, molecular function: GTP binding; GTPase activity; structural constituent of cytoskeleton. Gene Ontology annotation, biological process: mitotic cell cycle; microtubule cytoskeleton organization.